GAGACCCUGUUCUAGCUACACCCUCAACAGCAUAAUGCUGUUCAGGUCUAUCGUCGGUCGGUCGUGCUCUAUCUUACAAUCGUGGUAUUUUCUCUGUACAUGAAGAGUUUUUGCUAGGUGAAAUGGACUGGCUGUCUUGCCUUCUUCAGUGGGCAAUUAUCAUCCUCGUACGACUCCGGCCACCUCACUCAGCAACAGCAUCCUCGCCGUCAACGCCGGACACUUCCAAUUUUUCCUUGGGAUCGCGCCGUACCAGCGGAAGCGAGCGACUGUCAGACCGCAGCACAAUGAAUUCAUACAGGCAUCAAGCCACGAGAACGGCGCGCUGUGUGGCACACAGCGACGCAUGGUAUACAACAGAAGAUGGCUAACACAACGAAGCUACAGAGAAGAUUUACGGAACACAUGUGCCACUAAUUCACAAGGGAAAGAAAGGAAGACGACCUCUGAACCCAAUCAGUCGACCGUGUAUGUGUU
Schizophyllum commune H4-8 is the source of this 477-nucleotide messenger RNA. RefSeq lists its product as uncharacterized. The record is from RefSeq and is a predicted model, not a curated record. Bases 123 to 371 code for a protein of 82 amino acids. The transcript has 2 exons. Lineage: Eukaryota; Fungi; Basidiomycota; Agaricomycetes; Agaricales; Schizophyllaceae.